AUGGUGACCACAAGAGGCAUGGAGAAUCCAGAUCCAAUUCAGAUGAUAAGAGAACUGCAGGCGCAGUUAGAAGAGCAAGCCCGAACUAUUGCAACUUUACAACAAGAAUUACAACAGAAGAAGACUAAUGAUGUCGAACGCAGCAAAGAAAAACAACACGACCGGGAGACAUCCGAAGAUAGUCAGAAUCAUAAUCCACCUCCUCCCCCCCGAUCCCCAAACUUCUUGUCGUUCACUGAUGCCAUUAUGCAGGCCCCUAUGCCUAAUCGACCUCCACCUCAGGUGGAGAAGUUCGACGGCACGACGAAUCCAGAGCAUCAUUUGCGGAAUUUCAUUGAUUCUAUGGCCUUCUACACUCAAAGUGACCCAGCAAAAUGUCGGGCGUUCUCCCUGUCACUGAGGGGAGAAGCCCUAGAAUGGUAUUAUACCCUUCCACCCAAUUCGGUGGAUAGUUUCCGCACGCUGACAAACAUGUUCAAAAAGCAAUAUUCCACCAACCGAUAUGAGGAGGUUACUGCUGCCGAGCUAGUCAAUCUCAGACAGGGAAAAGACGAAACUCUCAGAGCUUUCAUGCACCGAUACAACCAUGUCACCCGAAGGAUAAAGGGAGCCAGUCCCGAAUUCAUCAUCAGCAGUCUACCCAACUGCCUAACAGCAGGAUUCGUCUCUGAAAUCUUAUAUGUCGAGUUACCCAAUAUGUUGGAGGAGCUGCAACAAAAGAUGGCCAAAUUUAUUAAAAUGGAAGAUUAG
Vigna radiata var. radiata (mung bean) is the source of this 750-nucleotide messenger RNA. RefSeq lists its product as uncharacterized. The record is from RefSeq and is a predicted model, not a curated record. The transcript has a single exon. Bases 1 to 750 code for a protein of 249 amino acids. NCBI's taxonomy places the organism in Eukaryota, Viridiplantae, Streptophyta, Magnoliopsida, Fabales, Fabaceae.